AGGCAUCGGGCCCCCAGGCGGAGCGGCGGGCGCCAGGCCCCCAGGCGGGGCGGCAGGCUCCGGGCCCCCAGGAGGGGUGGCAGGCACCGGGCCCCCAGGCGGAGCGGCGGGCACCGGGUCAUCAGGCACGACAGUGGCGGGCAUCGGGUUACCAGGCAUGACAGCGGACACUGGGUCAUCAGGCAUUGGAUUGUCUGGCUCGACAGCGGGCAUCGGGUCACCAGGCAUGACAGCGGGCACUGGGUCAUCAGGCGUUGGAUUGUCUGGCUCGACUGCGGGCACCAAGUCAUCUGGCAAGACAGUGGGCACCGAGUCACCUGGCAUAAUAGGAUCAUCAGGCUGGAUCAGUUCAUCAGGCUGGGUAGAGGCAUCAGGCUGGGUAAAGACAUCAGGCUGAAUUGUGGGCGCUGAGGCACCAGGCUGAACCACGGAAGGCAGGUUCUCAGACGGCAGGCUCACCGG
Messenger RNA from Staurois parvus, 462 nucleotides. The record is from the annotation of a GenBank genome assembly. NCBI's taxonomy places the organism in Eukaryota, Metazoa, Chordata, Amphibia, Anura, Ranidae.